Messenger RNA from Centruroides sculpturatus (bark scorpion), 3400 nucleotides. RefSeq lists its product as uncharacterized. The transcript is spliced from 16 exons. Gene Ontology annotation, molecular function: heme binding; monooxygenase activity; iron ion binding. The record is from RefSeq and is a predicted model, not a curated record. NCBI's taxonomy places the organism in Eukaryota, Metazoa, Arthropoda, Arachnida, Scorpiones, Buthidae.
GUACUCCCACUUACAUAGUUAAAAGGUACGAUCUAAUAACAGAGUGGUAACGCUACUAUAUGUAACUGAGAGGUUGCGACGUUGAAUCACAAUGGAAGCACUGACAGAAUGGGCACAGAAGAAUAUUCUGAUAUCCACUCUGGUUUUAGCAGUAACUGUUGCCUACAUUACUCAUUAUAUUUUAUAUCGAAAUCGGAAACGAAAUUUUCCUCCCGGACCUAUAGGAUUACCAAUUGUCGGUUAUUUACCAUUCAUUCGAAAAGAUGCGCCACAAAAGUUCAAUCGGUUACGCGAUAAAUACGGUGGAAUAUUUAGUGUUUAUUUAGGUAGUCGAUACACAAUUGUUUUGACUAAUUAUUCUUCCAUAAAAGAAGGUUUAAACAAUUCGUUUAUGCUUGCUCGUCCUCCCCAGAUGGUAUUUGAUAUAUUUUUAAAAACAAAAUAUAACAAAGCUGGAUUUGGAGGAAAACGAUGGUUGGAACAACGUCGAUUUGUAUUUCAUACACUUCGAGAGCUUGGAUUUGGAAGAAGAGGAAUGGAAGAAUUUAUUACGGAAGAAAUCUCUUUUGUCAUCAAAAAAAUUCAAACUCUAAAAGGAAAACCACUUCGAGCUGUUGAUAUACUAACUCCCAGUAUAUCAAAUGUAGUAUGUUUUUUGUUAUUUGGAAAAAGAUUGGAGUAUGAUUCUCCCGAAAGAAAAUUACUCGACGAGAGCCUAAAUGUUGUUACAAAGUUUUUCGGUCAAUCUUCUAUUCAAAUGUUCAUUCCUUGGUUGAAAUCGUUUAUGUAUUAUUCGGGUAUCUUUAAUUUUAACAAAGCAAUUGCCGCUGCAUCCAACAUAACGACAUUUAUAAAGAAAGAAGUUAAAGAACACGAAAAGACUUUGGAUAUCAAUUGUAUUAGAGACUACAUCGACGGAUAUUUAAUUGAAUUAAAGAAAGAAAAGGAUAACAUCAAUUCUUAUUUUGAUACGGAAAUGCUACUUCAAAGUGUAAUAGGAUUAUUUGGUGCUGGAAGCGCAACUGUUCAAGAAAGCUUAUCAUGGGCAUUUCUCAUUAUGGCAAAAUAUCAAAAUAUUCAGAAUCGUGUUCAACAAGAAAUAGAUGAUAACAUAGGAGGACAUCGUCGGCCCACCUGGGGAGACCGUCUUAAACUUCCUUUUACUCAAGCUGUUAUUUAUGAAAUGCAACGAUGGAGAACUAUUAUUCCGUUGAAUAUUCUUAGAUGUUGUCAAGAAGACACAACACUGAAAGGUUACAUCAUACCAAAGGGAAGUAUUGUUCUGGCAAAUAUCUGGUCUGCUCACAACGAUAAAGUUUAUUGGAAAGAUCCCGAAGUGUUUCGUCCAGAAAGAUUUUUAGACGAAACAGGAAGUAAACUUAUUCAACACGAUUAUUUUAUCCCUUUUUCGUUGGGUAAAAUGUCUUGUCCGGGAGAAACCUUGGCCAAAACAGAACUGUUUUUGUAUUUUACAAAUAUUUUGCAGAAUUUUACGAUCAAACCACCAGAAGGAGCAAUUUUAGAUAUGGAAGGAACACUUGGAAUCGCUUACGCAUCGAAACCUCAAAAGUUGUGCUUUUUGGAAAGAGAACACAACGAAUUAACAAUAACAAUGGAAGCACUGACAGAAUGGGCACAGAAGAAUAUUCUGAUAUCCACUCUGGUUUUAGCAGUAACUGUUGCCUACAUUACUCAUUAUAUUUUAUAUCGAAAUCGGAAACGAAAUUUUCCUCCCGGACCUAUAGGAUUACCAAUUGUCGGUUAUUUACCAUUCAUUCGAAAAGAUGCGCCACAAAAGUUCAAUCGGUUACGCGAUAAAUACGGUGGAAUAUUUAGUGUUUAUUUAGGUAGUCGAUACACAAUUGUUUUGACUAAUUAUUCUUCCAUAAAAGAAGGUUUAAACAAUUCGUUUAUGCUUGCUCGUCCUCCCCAGAUGGUAUUUGAUAUAUUUUUAAAAACAAAAUAUAACAAAGGCAAGUUAUAUUCGAAAAUGCUAAAUGUCAUAUAUAGUGAAAAUAUUUGAAAAUGUCUAUUAAUCAUAGCUGGAUUUGGAGGAAAACGAUGGUUGGAACAACGUCGAUUUGUAUUUCAUACACUUCGAGAGCUUGGAUUUGGAAGAAGAGGAAUGGAAGAAUUUAUUACGGAAGAAAUCUCUUUUGUCAUCAAAAAAAUUCAAACUCUAAAAGGAAAACCACUUCGAGCUGUUGAUAUACUAACUCCCAGUAUAUCAAAUGUAGUAUGUUUUUUGUUAUUUGGAAAAAGAUUGGAGUAUGAUUCUCCCGAAAGAAAAUUACUCGACGAGAGCCUAAAUGUUGUUACAAAGUUUUUCGGUCAAUCUUCUAUUCAAAUGUUCAUUCCUUGGUUGAAAUCGUUUAUGUAUUAUUCGGGUAUCUUUAAUUUUAACAAAGCAAUUGCCGCUGCAUCCAACAUAACGACAUUUAUAAAGAAAGAAGUUAAAGAACACGAAAAGACUUUGGAUAUCAAUUGUAUUAGAGACUACAUCGACGGAUAUUUAAUUGAAUUAAAGAAAGAAAAGGAUAACAUCAAUUCUUAUUUUGAUACGGAAAUGCUACUUCAAAGUGUAAUAGGAUUAUUUGGUGCUGGAAGCGCAACUGUUCAAGAAAGCUUAUCAUGGGCAUUUCUCAUUAUGGCAAAAUAUCAAAAUAUUCAGAAUCGUGUUCAACAAGAAAUAGAUGAUAACAUAGGAGGACAUCGUCGGCCCACCUGGGGAGACCGUCUUAAACUUCCUUUUACUCAAGCUGUUAUUUAUGAAAUGCAACGAUGGAGAACUAUUAUUCCGUUGAAUAUUCUUAGAUGUUGUCAAGAAGACACAACACUGAAAGGUUACAUCAUACCAAAGGGAAGUAUUGUUCUGGCAAAUAUCUGGUCUGCUCACAACGAUAAAGUUUAUUGGAAAGAUCCCGAAGUGUUUCGUCCAGAAAGAUUUUUAGACGAAACAGGAAGUAAACUUAUUCAACACGAUUAUUUUAUCCCUUUUUCGUUGGGUAAAAUGUCUUGUCCGGGAGAAACCUUGGCCAAAACAGAACUGUUUUUGUAUUUUACAAAUAUUUUGCAGAAUUUUACGAUCAAACCACCAGAAGGAGCAAUUUUAGAUAUGGAAGGAACACUUGGAAUCGCUUACGCAUCGAAACCUCAAAAGUUGUGCUUUUUGGAAAGAGAACACAACGAAUUAACAAUAUAAAUUCUAAAUUACAGUAUACCUAAAUCCUGAAAACAUUUCAUUCAUUUUUCUUUUAUAAUUGAUUCAAAAUUAGAUUUCAUUAAUCACUACGCGUAGUUAUUGUAAAAGUGAAUAACUCAUUCGGUUUGCGCGAGUUUCUGAACAAAUAUAUAAAAAUCAAUAAAUACUUCUUAAUUUGAUAAUGUAGCUUUUUAUUAC